AUGGCAGUCGAGACUGACCAUGGCCCCGUCAUCGUCUAUCCUAGCUCAGCAGCAGUGCCCCGCCAAGCAGUCGAUUGGGCCUAUGACUAUGAUUCACAGUGCAAUGUUUCAACUAAUCCUUGCAAUGUGCGCACUACGGAUGUCAUGACAGCGGUGUACGGGUUUAGUAGCGUAAUGAGCAAGGUCUUGGGCCGGCUCAACAAGGACGACGUGGUAUUCAAAAGACGCAUUGCAGCUGUGGAGAUUGAGAGCCAUAGAGAACGGGUUCUAAGUUCCGCUCAUGUGGUAGUCCCGGAUUUACGAAAGGAGUGGAAACAAGCGACGGCACACUUUGUGGAAAUCACUCAAUGGAGACCUCCCGGGAACGCGUCAAGAGGCAAGAGACGACAAGCAACGAACGCGAUGAGCAGGGCCAAGUGGGCGGGACAAGAAGCCGCAGCAGCGGGAGCAGGCACAGGCAUUUGCAUUGGACGAGACAGCACGGUUGAGAUCUUCUGGCAUAUGGACGGUGAUUGUUACUUCGCGCAGUUUCAGGCCAUGUGGACGUCGAAGAGCACAGACCGGGUUUAG
Messenger RNA from Bipolaris oryzae ATCC 44560, 570 nucleotides. RefSeq lists its product as uncharacterized. The coding region runs from base 1 to 570 and encodes 189 amino acids. Lineage: Eukaryota; Fungi; Ascomycota; Dothideomycetes; Pleosporales; Pleosporaceae. The transcript is spliced from 4 exons. The record is from RefSeq and is a predicted model, not a curated record.